GAAUACUCUCCUAAAUGACCUAAAUGUAUUAUCAGAUUCUCUAGUCAGUCGAAUCAAUGGAUUGUUAGUUCUCUGCUGCAUGUCUUCGGUACUAUUCUACGUACAUGUAGUGAUCAUCCAUGUCUCUGAAGCCUCGGUUUUGGAAGCCAGGUACCGAUGGCCCUCAGAGCAAUCUACAGUUUGAGCGAACGACCGACGAGGAUGUAGCGAAGCAGUCUGUCAUCUACAACCCCAAUCAUGCAUUGUCAAUCACACAGCAACGCCAGCGUCUGCCGAUUUUCAAGUAUCGCAACAAUAUCCUGUACAUGCUGGAGAAGUACCAGACGCUGAUUCUCGUUGGCGAGACAGGAUGCGGCAAGUCCACGCAGAUUCCCCAGUACCUGUACGAGAGCGGCUGGGCAGCGGAUGGGCGCGUGAUCGGCGUCACUCAGCCUCGGCGUGUGGCAGCAACGACGGUCGCGGGCAGAGUUGCUGAAGAGAAAGGAGUGCUCCUCGGAGAAGAGGUUGGUUUCAGUAUUCGCUUUGAUGCGUGCUGCGAUGCGGCGAAGACAAGAAUCAAGUUCAUGACUGACGGGAUGUUGCUGCGGGAGAUGAUGCGUGAUCCUCUCCUCUCUCAGUAUAGCGUUCUCAUGAUUGACGAGGCGCAUGAACGCGGUCUCUACACCGAUAUCGUCGCUGGCCUACUGAAAAAGGUGUUGAAGCGACGGCCGGAGCUCAGGCUCAUUGUCUCCUCUGCCACUCUAGAUGCGGAGCUGUUUCGCAAGUUCUUCAACUUCAACACAACUCCAGAGAAGGCAUCGGACACGGCCGCGGCACUAUCAGUUGAAGGUCGCACCUACCCCGUGGAUACACACUAUGUGAAGAGCCCUGCGUCGGACUACGUGAAGGCGUCCGUCACAACGGUGUACGGCAUACACAAGGAGCAGGGACCUGGCGAUGUGCUCGUGUUCCUGACAGGUCAAGAUGAGGUGGAGGAUGUAGUGCGGCGUAUCAGAGAGCGCGCUCAAAGUCUGCCCGAUGGUGACAAUGAGCUGCUGGUUGUUCCCAUGUACGGCGGCUUACCACCUGGAGAGCAAAUGAAGGCAUUCAGUCGGACACCUCAUGGCAAGAGGAAGAUUGUGGUGGCAACCAACAUCGCCGAAGCGUCAAUCACCAUCAAUGGCAUAGUCUACAUUGUGGACUGUGGUUACGUCAAGAUCAAGGCGUACUCUCCUCGCACCGAUAUUGAAUCGUUAGUGACUGUCCCGGUGUCGCAAGCAUCCGCACAGCAGAGGGCAGGCCGUGCAGGUCGAGUGCGCUCAGGCAAGGCGUUCCGCUUGUACACAGAGGAACAGUUUCACAAGCUUGCACCCGCAGCUGUGCCGGAGUUGCAACGAACUCAACUAGCACCUGCUUUGUUGCAGCUAAAAUCAAUGGGAAUUGACAAUGUGCUGCGCUUCGAUUUUGUCUCCGCACCUCCUGCCAAGGCCAUGAUGCGAGGAUUAGAGCUGCUCUAUGCGCUAAAAGCAAUCAGUGGUGGCGGUUUGCUAGAAGAUCCUCUGGGAGUUCAGAUGGCGGAGUUUCCGCUUGGUCCUAUGUUUUCGGCUAUGCUUCUAUCCUCAGAGACAUUUGGCUGCUCGGAGGAGGCUGUUACCAUUGCGGCCAUGCUUCAAGUCCACAAUGUCUUUGUGCAGUCUCCACGCAACCGACUGGAAGCGGACAAAGCCAAAUUGAGAUUCUCGUCGCGAGAAGGCGAUCACUUGACUCUGCUCAAUGUCUACAAUGCUUUUCUUCAGUAUCAGAAGAACUCUCGUUGGUGCCAGCAGAAUUUCUUGAACCAUAAAGUGCUUUGCAGAGUCGUCGAGAUACGCGCUCAGCUGUGCAAGCUGCUGCGGCGCUGCAAAGUCAAGCUGGUCUCCAGCGGAGACGAUGCCGAGGCCGUUCAGCGUUGCGUCGUAGCAGGAUUCUUCCCCAAUGCUGCACGCUACCAUGCUUCGGGCUGUUACAAAUCAAUACGAGAAGACCAGACUCUACACGUACACCCUACUUCUGUGUUGUUUGCCUCCAAGCCACAGCCAUGGCUCCUGUUCAACGAGAUUGUGGAGACGGAUCGCAAAUACAUGAGAGAUGUCACGGUGAUCGACCCAGAGUGGCUCAUGGAGUUGGCACCACAUUUCUACCAGUUUGGAACGGAGCGAGAGGUUCACGAGUCUGCCGCGAAACGCCCGCGACUCCAAUGAUGCGCAUGUGCGUGCCAUGCUGUCACCCCCCCCCCCCCCUGUGUUCAUGACGUGUAUAUAGACAUGUGUACAUACAUGCUGUGAAAUAAUAAUUGACUGCAAUUCUUGUCGUAUGGUGUAGCUAUUCGCUGUACAUACCGCCCAUACUGUAGCCGCAGUCUGCUGUACAUACUAGUGCCUGUUGACUGUAUUCAUUCCGUGUUGCACAAAAUUAUGUUUCUGAAAUACAUCCAUGUCUCCUUGAGAGUUCUUUUUUUAUGCUGCAAAAUACUGUAUACUUUCAAAGGCCCACAAAGGUGUUCCUGACUAAUUUA
Sycon ciliatum is the source of this 2533-nucleotide messenger RNA. Its product is annotated as probable ATP-dependent RNA helicase DHX35. The transcript has 30 exons. Gene Ontology annotation, cellular component: intracellular anatomical structure; catalytic step 2 spliceosome. Bases 120 to 2219 code for a protein of 699 amino acids. The record is from RefSeq and is a predicted model, not a curated record. NCBI's taxonomy places the organism in Eukaryota, Metazoa, Porifera, Calcarea, Leucosolenida, Sycettidae. Gene Ontology annotation, molecular function: helicase activity; RNA binding.